UGAUUAUAUCCCUUCUGACAUUGUCGAUGUUCUCCCGUGACAGAAGAUAUUUUACCUCGAGGGGCUCUUGAAGAAAUUCCGGUGAAAUCAUGGAAGCUGAUGAUGACUUGGACCUACUGGCCUCCCUCCUGGAAGAAAAUGAGGAAGCUGAGGAGGCAAAUCCUCCUGAGGAGGAAGAUGCCCUAAAGAAUGAGGGCGGAGAACCAGAUGAAUACGAUGAGCUCUUUGAUGCAGAAGAUGAUGCAUCCUAUACUGAGGAGGUCAGCGCAGAGGACAGCAUAAUUGAUGAGCAGAAGGAGAACCUGGCUGCGCUGUUUGGAGACGUGGAUGACCUGUUGGAAGAAGAGGAGGUAGAAGAAACUGUUUCUACUUCAGCUCCCAGUCAAGAAAAAGAGAAGACCAAUGAAGAAUUGCAAGCUGAGCUGAGAAAAUUGCAAGAACAGAUGAAGACAUUACAGGAGCAGUUGCAGAAGACAGCUAUUGGGCAGCAAUCCAGUUCAGGCCCUGAGAAGAAAACCCCUGGUAAAUCUCCCUGUCUGCCCUUAAAGGAAAGGAAAGUUCAGAAGCUGCAAGAGUCACCCUGUUUCUCAGCUCAGCUGGGCAAUCCUUUACUGACAGCCAGGCGAGGAAUCCAGAAAUCCAAAGCCUCCUCAGCAGAAACUAAGACUCCUCCUCCGCGACAAGUCCUCAGUCUGGCAUUCCAGCCUCUCAAGUCUGCCCCAGGGAACACACCCAAUAAGGUGACCAGAGAGAAGACUCCUCAGACGCCUACAUGCUCCAGUACAACGUCUCAGCCAGUGUCUGUGGAAACCUUCUCAGGACUGAGAUUAAGAAAACCCCGGGUUUCAUCAGCCGAAAUGGACAGAAAAAUGGCUAACCGGAAGCUGAUCCGACUGUCCCAGCUGAAAAGCAAACUUGCUACAGAAAACUUGGAGGAAACAGACUGGGUGACAUUUGGAGUUAUAAUAAAGAAAGUCACUCCUCAGAGCGCAAAUAAUGGCAGAACCUUCAGUAUCUGGCGGCUGAACGACCUGCGGGAUCUCAAUCAAUCCGUCUCACUCUUCUUGUUUGGUGACGUCCAUAAGGAGCACUGGAAGACAGACCAAGGCACAGUCAUUGGGCUGCUCAACGCUAAUCCUAUGAAACCUAAAGAGGGCUCAGAUGAGGUGUGUCUGUCUGUUGACCAUCCCCAGAAGAUCCUGCUCAUGGGUGAAGCUCUGGACCUGGGUACCUGCAAAGCCAGGAAGAAGAAUGGUGGUUCCUGCACACAAAUAGUGAACCUGAAUGACUGUGAGUAUUGUCAGUACCAUGUACAAUCCCAGUACAAGAAGCUCAGCUCGAAGCGGGCAGAUCUGCAGUCUACCUUCUCUGGGGGCCGCAUUCCCAAAAAAGUUGCUCGGAAAAAUCCUGGUUUGAAGGAGAGGCUGUGCCAAGAUGGAUUUUACUAUGGAGGAGUCUCUUCAACAGCAUACGCAGCCUCAGUUGCAGCAGCUGCCGCCCCGAAAAGGAAGGUUCAAACCACCCUCUCCAAUCUGGUUGUGAAAGGAGUUGAUGCAAUUGUCCAGGAAACCAAGCAGAAAAUUGGUGCAGCGAAGAGGCCCAUGCCAUGUUCUGAGGAGUUCAAAGAACUGCUGGCACAGCCAACCUUUGGAGCACGAAACCUGUGCAAGCACUGGACCAAAGCAGAUGCUGAAAAUAAGCAAGGGGGCAAUUUCCAAUCUCUCUCUGCGUCAGCACUGCUCAAACAACAGAAACAGAAGUUGCUGGAGGCCAGGAAAAAGCGAUCUGAGGAGAUUCAGAGGAGGUUUCUCCAGAACACAAGUAAAGCUGGCAGCCCUGCUCUCCCAUCCUCCUCUGGGCAGUCCUCACACCUUUCCCCAACACCUGGGGCAGAAUUUCCCAAAGCUGCAAAAAUGUCAACUCCUCAAAGGCCCAGGCUUGGCACAGGCUUCUCAGAAGGAGAAGAUAUCCUCUUCUUUGAUGGGCCUCCACCGCCAACACCAAAACUAGGCAGCUUGGCAGAAGCCAAAAAGAUGGCUGCAAUACACCGACUACAAGCAAAAGGCCAGGUUCUUGCUAAAACUGAUCCAAACAGUGUCAAGCGGAAAAGAGCUGAUCUUGAUGAUGUCCUAGAAAUUGUUGAAAGAGUUGAGAAAAAUGUUGCUCAGUCACAGAACACAGAUGCAAGAAACGAUGUGGAGGAACUGGAGCCUGCCCAGAAGAAGCGACGUGAGCAGCUGGCCUAUCUGCAGUCAGAAGAGUUCCAGAAAAUCCUGAAUGCCAAGUCCAAGCACAUGGGUGUCCUGAAAGAGGCUGAGGCUGAGCUGCAGGAACAAUACUUUCAGCCCCUGGUGAAAAAGGAAGAAAUGGAAGAGAAGAUGAGGAACAUUAAAGAAGUGAAAUGUCGUGUUGUGACAUGCAAAACAUGUAAUUACACCUAUUUCAAGCCUCUGGAGACGUGCGUGCAGGAUAGCCACGACUACCACUGGCAUGAUGGCAUCAAGCGAUUUUUCAAGUGUCUGUGUGGCAACCGAGCCAUUUCCCUUGACAGGCUCCCCAAAAAACCCUGCAGCACCUGUGGCCUCUUCAAGUGGGAGCGAGACGGGAUGCUAAAGGAGAAAAAAGGUCCGAAGAUUGGUGGAGAAACACUUUUACCGAGAGGGGAAGAGCAACCAAAAUUCCUCAAUAGUCUUAAGUGACCUGGAGUUGUUGUUUUCACCACAUAAGGACAGAUUUCUAUGUCUAACCCACACGUUACUGGAAUGCCAGGAGGAUUCUGGCUUGAUGAAUGAGCAGGGAAAUCAAUUCCUUGUGAGAAGGACAUCUACAAAGUCUCCUCUCGACCGGAUCACUGCAUGGGCAUUCGGCAUCGAUCUUUUUAAAACUGCCUGAAAAAGGCUGCAUAUGAAAUACCCAUUCAUGUCUGUUCUUUCUUAGUAACAGCUGGUUUACAAGAUUUAGCCUAGAACAGAGACAGGUACUGUGGAGUUUGUACCAAGAAAUCCCUAGGGAUCCCACAGUUUAUGUGAAACGACUAGUGCAGAAUGACCCCACCAGAAUUUUAAGGGACAAAUCAUCGUGAACUGGGAGAACUCUGACUGAGAAGUCUGAUUCUGUAUGCACUUGUGAAAUUAAUGUUGUGGUGCUUAAUGUCAGCCUUGGGCUUUUUCAGCUGUUGGCUGAAAAGGGGUCUGAGGGGGUUGUAACCACACAGCAGUCUUUGUUGGCUCCAAAGUUACUCGCUUGGAACUUUUAGGAGCAGAUUUCAAGUGGUUCCCGAGUCGUCGUCUCCUUGGCUUAUGACUUCAAAAAACUUCUGUGCCCCCCAGGUGUCUGCAGCGCAGGCUAACCAGAGCUCUUACAAAAGCCUUUCCCUUUCCCACAGCCCGUACUGGAUUCCCAGCACCACCCACACUACAACACUUCUACAGCUCCCACCUCGGAAAAGGCAUUUUAAUGAGUCUGGCAGUCUUGUGAGUGGUCUUAAAGAGCUGGGUGAUUCUGUUGCACAGCUUUUCCCCUUUUUCUGGCAUUUUAAAUCUUCCUGAAAACCUUCCCCUUCACUGCCUUGUGGACCUUAGAUCCCUGGGGGGACAGGAUAUGUCCCAAACCAAGCAGGAGUGAUCCCAGUAGGAUCACAAGGGGUUUUUAAGUACCUAAAACCACCAGCAUCUCUGUGAUUUGGUGGAACUGCCACAGCCUUAUGUCGCAGUGGCCUCAUCAAUGGCUCUUGUUUGCUUGCACAGGGGCUGGAAGGAAAAUGUUCCUUCGUUUGAAGCAUCUGGGCGGGUUUACCUGUGUGCUCUAGCCCUUGUCUCCAGGUGGUGCUUCUGCUGGGCAGCUUUGCCUGGCACAUUACCUUCGUUUUAGUCUCAUUUUGGUACUGUUUGGGGCAGGAGGUGUCACUAGUUGGUGACAAUAAAUAUGGAGCUGUGACAUUGCUUGGAAAUGUCCCUUGUUGCCUCAUCCGGAAUAAACACUGCAUAAUCGAGCA
Oxyura jamaicensis (ruddy duck) is the source of this 3994-nucleotide messenger RNA. RefSeq names its product minichromosome maintenance 10 replication initiation factor (gene MCM10). Bases 90 to 2699 code for a protein of 869 amino acids. The transcript is spliced from 19 exons. The record is from RefSeq and is a predicted model, not a curated record. Lineage: Eukaryota; Metazoa; Chordata; Aves; Anseriformes; Anatidae. Gene Ontology annotation, cellular component: replication fork protection complex; nucleus. Gene Ontology annotation, biological process: DNA replication; DNA replication initiation. Gene Ontology annotation, molecular function: DNA replication origin binding; single-stranded DNA binding.